This is a messenger RNA of Gigantopelta aegis, 1174 nucleotides long. Its product is annotated as serine/arginine-rich splicing factor 4-like. The record is from RefSeq and is a predicted model, not a curated record. Gene Ontology annotation, cellular component: ribonucleoprotein complex; cytoplasm; nucleus. The transcript is spliced from 8 exons. The coding region runs from base 119 to 991 and encodes 290 amino acids. NCBI's taxonomy places the organism in Eukaryota, Metazoa, Mollusca, Gastropoda, Neomphalida, Peltospiridae. Gene Ontology annotation, molecular function: mRNA binding.
AAGAAUUUGAUAGUGUGGUUCAUCAUCAGCUGUGGCGGCCUGCUCCUGGGGGGGUUCCUCCACAAUGGACCUAUAAAUGAAAGCAGGAAUGUCAUGAAUAUACUACAUAUAACGCAACAUGGGAACACGUGUUUACAUUGGAAGACUUUCAUAUCAUGCUCGGGAAAAAGAUGUGGAAAGAUUUUUUAGAGGAUAUGGAAGAAUCAGAGAUGUGAUGCUGAAAAAUGGAUAUGGAUUUGUGGAAUUUGAUGACAACAGAGAUGCAGAUGAUGCAGUGUACGAGCUGAAUGGCAAAGACCUUUGUGGAGAAAGAGUGAUAGUUGAACAUGCACGUGGACCGAGAGGCGAAGAUUCUUGGCGAGACCGAGAUCGAGGGUAUGGACGCCGCCGCGGUAUCGGCUCGGGAUCAAGACGAGACAAAUAUGGUCCUCCAACCAGAACUGAAUAUCGUAUUAUUGUUGAAAAUCUGUCGUCUCGAGUCAGUUGGCAGGACUUAAAAGAUUACAUGCGACAAGCUGGAGAGGUUACUUAUGCUGAUGCCCACAAGAAACACAGAAACGAAGGUGUUGUUGAGUUUGCUACAUACACAGACAUGAAGAAUGCCUAUGAAAAGUUGGAUGGCACUGAAAUUAAUGGAAGGAAGAUCAAAUUGAUAGAAGACCGACCGAAGAAAAGGAGUCGAUCAUACUCCCGCAGUCGGAGCCGCAGUGGAUCUCGAUUUCGAAGAAGUAGAUCACGGAGUCGAUCGCGAAGUUGCAGCAGAAGCCAAAGCAGUCGUAGUCGUAGUCAUAGUCGAAGCAGGAGUGUGUCAAGAGACAAGAAAGAAAUAAACGAUAGGUCAAAGAGCAAGUCGCCAGUAAACCAGAACUCCAAAUCACAAUCAAGAUCCCGAUCUAGGUCUCGAUCCUUCUCUCGUUCAAAGUCUCGCUCCCCAGUAAAAGAUGCUGUUGCUAAUGGCGAAGAAGCUCAGGAAAGCGAGAAAGACGAUUGAGUUACAGGAAUUUCAUAGACUGGUGUGAAAGCAUGUAGAUGUGAUAAAGUGAAUACUAGUUAAUUAUUUAAUAUUUGUCUUAUUACCGUAUUUGACCGGAAAUAAGCCCAUGUCUUUGAAUAAGCCCCCCUCCGUUUUGAUAGCAUUUAAGAAAUUAGGCCCUCAUUCGUAAAUAAGCCCACC